GGACGUCCGCUAGACGACGAGUCUAAAUUAGACGCGAGAUACGCUUUAAAAUUAUCGUGAUACCUAAAAUAUAAACAUAAAAGCGGUUUUUUUAAUUUGUCCUAAUAAAGUUAUCGUUGUCUAUUAACUUAUAUUAAUUUUUCUUGCAAAAAAGAAUGUGUGAUUUACCAGAAUUGUCUGAUGAAGAAAAAAGCAAGCUUAAAGCAAAACGGGAUAGAUCAAAUAAAAUAAGCAAAUUGAUGGGUGAUUAUCUUCUUAAAGGCUAUAAGAUGCUUGGAACUGUUUGUCAAAAAUGCCAGGCUAUUCUCAUGCAAAAUAAACAACAUGAAAUAUACUGUGUAUUUUUUAAGGCUAUUCUCAUGCAAAAUAAACAACAGGAAAUAUACUGUGUGGGCUGUGAAGAAGUUGAUAAACUCAUCAAUAAAGAUGCGCAAUAUUUCAAACAACAGAAUAAUAUUUCAUUAGCGGAUGUAAAGGGAUCCAGCAUCGACAUAAUAAAAAAUCAGAUAACGUGGGCAACGGACCAAUUAUCUAUCGAUACCUUAACAUUAGAUCAGCGUCAACAGUUUGUAAACUUUAUAAAAUUAUGUUGUGAAACGCGAGUGCUUUUGAUGGCUUCUGUUAACUAAUUAAUAUGAUGGUAAUAAUAACUAAAUUAAAUCUAUGAGUAA
This is a messenger RNA of Hydra vulgaris (swiftwater hydra), 671 nucleotides long. NCBI's taxonomy places the organism in Eukaryota, Metazoa, Cnidaria, Hydrozoa, Anthoathecata, Hydridae. The record is from RefSeq and is a predicted model, not a curated record.